CGAAAAGAGAACGAUUUAUUUAAGGAUGGAAUGGUUCUUAAAUACAUUUUGAAUUUUGGCUACGUUUACUCCCCAACUGCUACGUUUACACCACUUCUGCUACGUGAUUAUAACAAGUUUGAACGGCUACGUUUACACCGCUACAGCUACGUUUGCUUAGCCAUGGAGACGUUCACUCUCCCAUUUCUUAAGCAUUUCCUUGUAAAUGUACAAGUAGCCUUCGUAACAGGUUCAAACGGCUACGUUUACGUACCCACUAUCGCGUUUUACGUGCCUUGA
Ambispora leptoticha is the source of this 279-nucleotide messenger RNA. Lineage: Eukaryota; Fungi; Glomeromycota; Glomeromycetes; Archaeosporales; Ambisporaceae. The record is from the annotation of a GenBank genome assembly.